AUGAAGUUUGGGAAGGAAUUUGCAGCUCAAAUGGUGCCCGAAUGGCAAGGAGCAUACAUGGGUUAUGAGUACCUUAAAACCCUUUUAAAAGAUAUUCAAACUUUCAACCAAAGAACCGAACAACAAUCCAUCCCACAUGGAUUGAAACGAAGCCUUUCGAUGUACCAAGCUUUCAGUGGCCUGUUGGUUCAUAGACAUGCUCAACAAUCCAUUGAUUCACCGUCGUCUUCGUCGUUGUCGAACGUCGUCGAAGAUCAUCCCAUUUUGGUUAGUUCCGUCAACCGGGACGGCUCAUACAAGUACGAGACGACAUUCCAUAUGCAAGGGGACAAAGGUGGAGAGUACGAGCUCGUGUACUUCAGAAGGCUGGACGAUGAGUUCAAUAAGGUGGUUAAGUUUUACAAGUCCAAAGUGGCAGAGGUGAAGCAGGAGGCUGAGGCCUUAAACAAGCAAAUGGAUGCUUUUAUUGCCUUUAGAAUCAAAGUGGAGAAUCCUCAAGGAUGGUCGUGGCAAGACCGGUCCGACGUCACCCCGUCGACCGCUGCUCUUGCGGCUUCGACACCGGCCGGUGCUAGAGCAAGCGGCAGUAAAUCAGCUGAGCACAUGGCAAUCAUCGAAAAAGGGCCGAGCGAGCACGAUGAUUCGGAUGAUGAUAAGAAAGGUAGUGUAAAGCCGGAUAUCGAAGCGCAACCCAUCGAAAAGCCAGUGAUCGUUAACAAGUUCAAGCAACAUAAACCGGCUCCGUUACAGAUAUUGGACCGUGUUAAAAUGAAUAACACACUCGAGACGCCUCGAUCAACCAUUAAAGUGUUCCUAAACGCCCCUAAACAGUCUGGUUUGAAGUUUAAUGAAGAAAAUUUCAAGAUAGUUGAGAAUAAACUUAAGCGAGCUUUUGUUGAAUUCUACCAGAAACUUCUCCUCCUCAAAAGCUACAGCUUCUUAAAUACAUUGGCUUUCUCAAAAAUCAUGAAGAAAUAUGACAAGAUCAGUUCAAGGAACGCUUCAAAGUCAUACAUGAACAUGGUGGAUAGUUCUUAUCUAGGUACAUCCGAUGAGGUUACAAAACUUAUGGAAAGAGUUGAGGCCACAUUCAUCAAACAUUUUGCAAAUUCAAACCGCAGCAAAGGAAUGAAUAUUUUAAGACCCAAAACUAGGAAACAGAGACAUACAACAACUUUUUAUACAGGUUUCUUCGCUGGAUGCGCAUUUGCUCUGGUAUUAGCACUUAUUUUGAUCAUUAGAGCUCGGAAUAUCUUGAAUCACGACGGGACCGACCAGUAUAUGGAAACCAUGUUUCCUCUUUACAGUUCAUUUGGAUUAAUUGUUCUGCAUACGGUUAUGUAUGCUGGGAAUGUGUACUUUUGGAGACGGUAUCGAGUGAAUUAUGCCUUCAUAUUUGGUUUCAAGCAAGGAAAAGAACUUGGGUACAGGGAAGUACUCCUAGCAAGCUUUGGUCUUGCAGUUAUGGCACUUGCUGGUGUGCUCUCUAAUCUUGAUAUGGAGAUGGAUCCCAAAACUAACGAUUAUAAAGCUUUCACCGAAAUCGUCCCUUUGAUCUUGGUGCUGGUAGUAUUAGUCAUACUGUUCUUGCCAUUCAACAUUCUGUAUCGAUCGAGUCGUUUCUUCUUCCUCACAUGUUUGUUUCACAUUAUCUUAGCCCCUCUGUACAAGGUCAGCCUUCCGGAUUUCUUCCUGGCAGACCAGUUAACUAGCCAGGUUCAAGCAUUUAGGAGCCUUGAGUUCUACAUUUGCUACUAUGGCUGGGGAGAUUUCAGGCACAGAGUAAACAGUUGCAAAAGCAACGACGUUUUCAACGCUUUCAGUUUCAUCGUCGCCGUGAUUCCUUUCUGGUCUCGUCUUCUUCAGUGCUUGCGUCGAUUUUACGAGGAGAAAGAUACCAUGCAAGGCUACAAUGCAGGCAAAUAUUUCAUCACCACCGUGGCCCUCUGUUUAAGAACUGCCUACAGUCUUAACAAAGGAUUAAGUUGGGAAAUUUCGGCUCUAGUUUUCUCCGUGACGGCCGCCGCCGUCGGUACGUAUUGGGACCUUGUCCACGAUUGGGGGCUUCUUCAACGCCGUUCUAGGAACCGAUGGUUGAGAGACAAACUCCUCGUACCGCGAAAAAGUGUCUAUUUCGGCUCCAUGGUGCUGAAUGUUGUGCUGAGAUUUGCAUGGCUGCAAACGGUGUUCAAUUUCAAGUUAUUCGAUUUACAUAAGCAAACCAUGAUCACCAUCGUGGCCAGCCUCGAGAUAAUCCGGCGAGGGGUGUGGAAUUUCUUCAGGUUAGAGAACGAGCAUUUAAAUAACGUCGGCAAGUAUAGGGCAUUCAAGUCGGUGCCAUUGCCUUUCAACUAUGAUGAAGAUGAAGUUAAAGAUGAGUAG
This is a messenger RNA of Hibiscus syriacus, 2382 nucleotides long. RefSeq names its product phosphate transporter PHO1 homolog 3-like. The record is from RefSeq and is a predicted model, not a curated record. Lineage: Eukaryota; Viridiplantae; Streptophyta; Magnoliopsida; Malvales; Malvaceae. The coding region runs from base 1 to 2382 and encodes 793 amino acids. Gene Ontology annotation, molecular function: inositol hexakisphosphate binding. Gene Ontology annotation, cellular component: cytoplasm; plasma membrane; Golgi apparatus. The transcript is spliced from 8 exons. Gene Ontology annotation, biological process: phosphate ion transport; cellular response to phosphate starvation.